AUGCGUUUAACAACUGCUGUUGCUGGAAUCAGCCUUGCUGGUUCCUUAGUAUCGGCCUCUUCUUCUCCCGAAGAGCUGGUCUUAAAGGCUCCUUCUGAUGGAGCUUCUCCUUUGAACUGGGCUACUUCUCCACCAUAUUACCCCAGUCCUUUCGCUCAACGUGCUAUUGACGAUCAAUGGGCUGCUGCAUUUGCCAAGGCAGAGGAGUUUGUUGGUCAAUUGACUUUGGCUGAAAAAGUUAACAUUACCUCUGGUAUUGGUUGGAUGAUGGGUCCCUGUCUUGGUAACACUGGUGAUGUUCCAAGAUUGAACUUCAGUGGUUUCUGUCUGCAGGACGGUCCAUUGGGUGUUAGAAGCACAGACUAUAUUAGUGCAUUCCCUGCUGCAUUGACGGCUGGUUCAUCUUUCAACAAGGAUCUUUUGUAUGAGCGUGCCAAAGCUCUUGCAUUGGAGCACAAGCACAAGGGUGUUGAUAUCCUUUUGGGACCCGUCGCUGGUCCUUUAGGAAGACAGGCUGCUGGUGGCCGUAACUGGGAAGGUUUUGGUGCCGAUUCCUAUUUCUCUGGUAUUGCUUGUGGUAUCACAGUCAAGGGUAUCCAAGACCAGGGUAUCAUUGCCAAUGCUAAGCAUUUCAUUGCCAAUGAGCAAGAGCAUUUCCGUCAAUACUCUGAGUGGAACCGCCACUGGGGAUACGAGGAUAUGACUGCCAUUCUCAGUUCCAACAUUGACGAUAGAACUUUGCACGAAGUUUACGCUUGGCCUUUUGCUGAUAUGAUCAAGGCCGGUGUUGGUUCCGUCAUGUGUUCUUAUAACCAAGUCAAUAACUCUCAAGCUUGUCAAAACUCUUAUUUAUUAAACAAUGUUCUUAAGGAGCAAUUGGGUUUCCCUGGUUUCGUUAUGUCUGACUGGGGUGCCUUCCACAGUGGUGUUGCUACCGUUCUUUCUGGUGGUGAUAUGAACAUGCCCGGUGGUAACAUUACUCCCAAUCCUCCAGAGGGUCCUGCUUACUUCAGUUCCAACUUGACUUUGUCUGUUUUGAAUGGUACCGUUCCAUCCUCUAGAUUGGAUGAUAUGGCUGUUCGUGUAAUGGCUGCUUACUACCUUGUCAACCUUGAUGAGACUAGAAAAGAGGUCGGUGGCCCAUCUUUCUCUUCUUGGACUCUUGACGAUAUCGACAACCUUUAUAAUGGUGAGGGACCCGUCGCUGUUGUUAACAAGCACAUCAAUGUCCGCACUGACUACUCUGACAAGAUUGCUGAGCAACUGGCUGUUGAGGGUAUUGUUUUGCUCAAGAACGUUGAUAACGCUUUGCCUCUUAAGACUGACGACAACAUCCGUGAUUUGUACUAUGAUGGCAAGGCUCUUCGUAAGAUUGGUGUUCUCGGUGUUGCUGCUGGUUCUCACCCCAACGGUCCCAACUGUCAAGAAGACAUGGCCUGUAGCGAUGGCGGUGUUAUGGCUUCUGGUUGGGGUUCUGGUGCUGUCAAGUUCCCCUUCUUGUACACUCCUAUCGAGGGUAUCAAUGCUAGAGCUAUUCCCGCUGGUAUUCAAGUUGAUUAUGAGACCAGAAACAAUGCUGUUGAAAACAAUUGGAAAGAGUUUGACAGAAUCUCCUCGGAGUCUGACGUUGUUAUCAUUGUUGCUGGUGCCUCUGCUGGUGAGUCUUUCUUGGAGGUCGAUGGUAAUAUUGGUGACCGUAAGAAUGUUUCUCUCUGGUACGGUGCUGAUGAGCAAAUCAAGAGAGCUUCUAAAUUGAACUCUAACGUUGUUGUUGUUAUCAACUCUGUUGGUCCUGUUGAUCUUGAGCAAUGGAUUGAGCACCCCAAUGUCACUGCUGUUUUGUUUUCUGGCCCUCAAGGUGAGUUUGCUGGUGAGGCCACUGCUCAAGUUUUGUUCGGAGAAGUCAAUCCUUCUGGUAGAUUGCCUUUCACUAUUGCCAAGGAUGAGAAGGACUACAUUCCUAUUCUUGAUACUUUGAUCCCUGAGGAUCACGGUGCUCCUCAGGAUAACUUCGAUGAGGGUCUUUAUGUCGAUUACAAGUACUUUGACCACCACGACAUCGAGCCUCGUUACGAGUUUGGAUAUGGUUUGUCCUACUCUAACUGGUCUUUCUCCAAGUUGAGCGUUAAGCUUGCUGGUAAGGAGAAGCCUUCUGAACACUUGCCUCCUCCACCUGCUCUUGCUCCCGUUCCUAACUACAAUGAGGCCAUCCCAUCUCCCGAAGAGCUUGUCUUUCCCAAGGACUUCCAAAAGUUCGACAAGUUCUUGUAUCCUUACAUUGAGAAUGUUUCUCAAGUUACUGAGGGUGAGUACCCCUAUCCCGAGGGAUACUCUACCGAGCAACCAGAGACCGCUUCUCUUGCCGGUGGUGCUCCUGGUGGUAACCCCGCCUUGUGGGAGGUCGCUUACACUGCCAAGGCUACUAUUAAGAACGAGGGCCCAUAUGGCGGUGCUUAUGUUGCUCAAUUGUACCUUGGUUUGCCUCAAACAGACGAGUUCCAAAGUCCCAUCCGUCAAUUGCGUGGAUUUGAGAAGAUCUCUCUUGAACCUGGUAAGUCUACUGUUGUGAACUUUGACUUGCUGGUUCGUGAUUUGAGUGUUUGGGACACUGCUUCUCAAUCGUGGAUCGUUCAACGUGGUACUUACACUGUCUACGUUGGAUCCAGUAGUAGAAACCUUGAACUCAAGACUACUUUUACCAUCUAA
Sugiyamaella lignohabitans is the source of this 2706-nucleotide messenger RNA. RefSeq lists its product as uncharacterized. Gene Ontology annotation, biological process: glucan catabolic process. The record is from RefSeq and is a predicted model, not a curated record. NCBI's taxonomy places the organism in Eukaryota, Fungi, Ascomycota, Dipodascomycetes, Dipodascales, Trichomonascaceae. Gene Ontology annotation, molecular function: beta-glucosidase activity. The transcript has a single exon. Bases 1 to 2706 code for a protein of 901 amino acids.